AUGGAGCAAAACAAAGAUAUUACGAACACUCGACAGCCUAUAACGAAGAACUACGAUCCGAAGUCCCAGAACGUUGCCAAUUACAAUGUAAGUCCAGGAAAUUACCCAGAAACCAACCACAAUCUCUUUCAAAUGAUAAAAUGUCAUGAAGACAGUCUUUUACGGCUGCACCAUUUAACAGCAGGUCGUCAGAUCAACAGUAAUUACGACACAAGUUACCAGAAUGAUAUUAGUUGGUACCCAAAAGACCUCCAAAGACCCUACAUCAAACCUGUAGACUACCUUGCAUACGAAGACAUGAGAAGAAAGUACGAAGACAAGGGUGGGAAAGAGAGAGAGAAUCAAAAAGAGUCUGAGGAAGAAAGAGACGUAAAGUCUGAUGAUCGCAAAAAGCCUAGAAGGAAUAGAACCACGUUCACAAGUCAGCAGCUCGCUGCUCUUGAGAAGGUGUUUGAAAAGACUCAUUAUCCAGAUGCGUUUGUUAGAGAAGAUCUCGCUGCGAGGGUCAACCUGACUGAAGCCAGAGUACAGGUAUGGUUCCAAAACCGUCGAGCGAAAUUCAGAAGAAAUGAGCGAUCGGCUUUGUCAACUCACAGAAGUUCAACAAGCCAAAAUUCACCGGAGCCAAUUGCUGUGCCCAUCGGGAUACCCCACCAAGAUCCGAGACAAGACUAUGCGCGCAACUCUAAAGAACCUUGGCUCCAUCAUUUUCAAGCAAACAAUCUUAACUUAAACCUUGGACUUCCUAUUACCAAUACAGGACUAUAUCAAAAUGAUUAUUCUCUCAUGAUGCAGAAUUCGUGA
Messenger RNA from Spodoptera littoralis (African cotton leafworm), 804 nucleotides. The record is from the annotation of a GenBank genome assembly. NCBI's taxonomy places the organism in Eukaryota, Metazoa, Arthropoda, Insecta, Lepidoptera, Noctuidae.